GGGGAAAUAAAUUUUAACAGUUGGCCUGUAAUAUAGGAAACUAACUUUUCACCCAAUAAUAAAAAAAAAAUAGAGGAGAACAACAACAAGACGACAAAUAACGACCAAAUUCCUUAAUAUUCCGAUUAAUCCCUCUCAACGAACUCUCUCCCUCCUCCUCCUCCCAUGGACUCCGUCUCCGGCUACGCCGGUCCACGUCAGCCUCGAACCGGAGGCAAGAUUGUUCGACCACGCCGGACCUCCGUCGUUAGGACGCCGUAUGACCGCCCUGCUCCAAGAUCUCGGGAUCCUCCUCAGCAAAACCCUAGUUGGAUCUCCAGGCUCGUUUACAAACCUGCCACCGCCAUUGCCUCCGGCGCCGGGAAAUUCAUCUCUUCCGUCGUCUUCUCUGAGUCUUCCUCAUCUUCUUCGGAGGGUGAGGAUUCGUCUUCAGAUAUUGAAGGUGAUGAGGAUGUUGAGAAGAACAUCACUGAGUUUGCAGAAGAUGAAACAAUGGACCUUGUGAAUGCCCAGCAAUCAACCAUCCAAAGACUCGGUUCUAAGCGUGUAAUUGAGCAGCUUCUCAUGCAAGAAACAUUUGCAAGGGAAGAGGGAGAUAGAUUAAUAGAUAUCAUCAAGGCGAGGGUUGUAGAUCAUCCCAGUGCCCUCGCUUCUAAUGAGGGUAGGCAUAGUGACAAUGGAUUGACAAGUGAGGUGAAUGUGGGUGAAAUGUCCAAUAAAGCUGUCAUGGAAGCAAAAAGAUGGUUGGAAGAGAAGAAAUCAGCAUCCAAUUCAAAAUCCAAAGCAACUGAAGAUGGUGCUGGAUCUCCUGUGGACGUGGCCAGGUCAUAUAUGCGAUCUCGUCUGCCGUGGGGAUCUCCGGCUGCAAACAACUCAGAGUUUCGGUCACCAUUACCAGCAGGGAUGCAGUUUCUUAAUGAAGGGACACCGUUUCCUUAUAGUGCUGGAAACUUAUCCUCUUCCAAGAUGAAAAGGAGAUCCCGUUCCAAUCCGUCAUGGAAUAUUCAAGAUGAAAUUCGUAAAGUCAGAGCUAAAGCAACAGAGCAAAUGCUUAAAACUGUAUCCCCAAGUAGUGUAGCACCGUUGGAACCUAAACAUAUCACCUAUGUUGAUGGAGCUUUACGAAAUGAACAAAGCGGGGUUCCACCAGAGUCAACGAUACCGACCUCUGAACAUAAUCAGGACGUUGAAGAAACAGGAGUUAGAUCUCGUGGAGUUGUUUUGGACAUGAAAUUGAUCUCCACACAAGGAGUCAAGACAUCUGAAGAUACAACCGCUCCUCAAAGGUUUCUUCUUGUCAGAUCCUUUUUUUUUUCAGUGUAUUCAUUAAGUUUCUCAACCGUAUUUGAUAGUAGAACCGGUGUACAUGACGACUUGAUCCAACCUAGCUCGACUAUUGGAGACACCACAAAUGCUGUAUUGGCUCUUGGAGCAACUGGGAACCUUUGUAUCCCAAAAGAUGUGUUUGAAACAUCAAAAGAAGCUGAUGAAGUAGGGGCAGCACAUCCUGCUUCUAACGGUUUCCCAUCUUCAUCACCUAGUUCACCAGUGGCUAUGGAAGGUGAACCAAAACCGAAACCACCAGAUGAAACCGAGGCUUCUCAGCAUGUAGCUGAAACUCCUGAUGAUGUCUCAGAUGGCACGAUUGACAAAGAAAACAAUAACAGCGACUCGAGUGGCUCGCAUGAAGAAGAGUGGCUCCCAGGAGACCAGUCUCUACCGAGCUCAAACUCGGCAAGUAGCAGCCCGGAUACUAGCAAGGUCCUGGCGUACACGAGAAGAGGAAGAGGGCGAGGUAGGGGAAGAGGUCGAGGGAAAGGACGGGGAAAAUAAAGAGCUGUACACAACAAGAACAACCCAAUGCAGUAGGAGAGUAUUAUGAGGUAGGAGGAGUAUGUGAGACAUCUCUUUUAGAUUUCAAUCCCACACUGUUUGUCUCCUCUACCAAUGUCUUUUGUCAUUUCCUUAUCUCUUUAGCUUCUUUUUUGUAGUCAAACUGUGUCUCUGUUUAUUUUUAUUUCUGAAUCUUUAAUGUUUGUGUUGUAAGUUUGAAACUGGAGCAGCGAAACAAACUUUUUUUGAACACAAUAAGCAAAUUUUAUCAAGA
Molecule: messenger RNA, 2107 nt
Organism: Brassica rapa (field mustard)
Lineage: Eukaryota; Viridiplantae; Streptophyta; Magnoliopsida; Brassicales; Brassicaceae
Product: protein KAKU4
Biological process (GO): nuclear membrane organization
Cellular component (GO): nuclear envelope
Source: RefSeq, a predicted model, not a curated record